AUCGAAGAAGAAGCACAGGCUGCAGCAGGCUACCGCUCCUCUGUCCCCGCCGGGCUGAUAUGAGCCUUUAAUUAACAGUUAAGACAUCAAACCGGAUGCCUCUAUGAUCCAGCUAACCUUACAGCGACAUAUACAGUGUUCAGUUUGCACAAGAGGUGAGUCAUGGCUGAACCGAACCCCUCCCGCCCCCAAAGGAAGAUGUCCACCGCUGGGGAGAGUGUGUACAAGGUGCUAGGGCUGGAGAAAGGAGCCACAGCUGAGGACAUCAAGAAAGCGUACAGGAAACUAGCGUUGAAGUACCACCCAGAUAAAAACCCCGACAACCCGGAGGCAGCCGAGAAGUUCAAGGAGAUUAACAACGCCAACUCCAUUUUAAAUGAUGAGACCAAAAGGAAAAUCUAUGACGAGUACGGCUCCAUGGGGCUUUACGUGUCGGAACAGUUCGGAGAGGAGAGCGUCAAAUAUUACUUCCUCAUGUCCAAGUGGUGGUUUAAGGGUCUGGUUCUGUGCUGCACCAUGUUCACCUGCUGCUGCUGUUGCUGCUGCUGCUGUUUCUGCUGCGGGAAGUGUAAACCACCAGAGGACGAUGAAAACUACCAGUACGUCGACCCGGAAGAUCUGGAGGCUCAAAUCAAAGCGGAGCAGGACGGAGGUUACACAGUAAUCAUAGGCCAGCCACAAUCUAAUCUGGGUCCAGAAAGCCCCGAGGGCCAGAGUCAGCCCAUCCCUCUGCCAAUGGCCAUGCCUGCACCAGCUGAGCCCCAGUCAGCGCCAGCAGCCAGUCCAGCCGGGGAGGAGAACCCCGGAGAGACCCUCCCAGAGUCGAAAUGACUCGAAAGUGACGGCGCGGAUAAGCCCCAACAAGCGGAAGCAG
This is a messenger RNA of Centropristis striata (black sea bass), 874 nucleotides long. RefSeq names its product DnaJ (Hsp40) homolog, subfamily C, member 5 gamma a (gene dnajc5ga). NCBI's taxonomy places the organism in Eukaryota, Metazoa, Chordata, Actinopteri, Perciformes, Serranidae. The transcript is spliced from 6 exons. The record is from RefSeq and is a predicted model, not a curated record. Bases 163 to 831 code for a protein of 222 amino acids.